Molecule: messenger RNA, 432 nt
Organism: Suillus subaureus
Lineage: Eukaryota; Fungi; Basidiomycota; Agaricomycetes; Boletales; Suillaceae
Exons: 5
Coding region: 1-432 (143 amino acids)
Source: RefSeq, a predicted model, not a curated record
AUGGAUGUGGAUGAGUCCACUGUGUCCCAGGCAUCACUAGAUGAUCUAUACCUAGGGCCGGAUGAUGACAUAGAAUAUGAUUCUCCAUCAUCCAGAUCACCAGAUGUCUUGGCUGCAAUACCCAAUCAAUCACCUCUAGCUCAAGCUGAUCAUCCAGGUUUUCUCAUUGAUCCAGACUUGUACCUUGGGCCUGAAGAUGAUAUCAUUGAUGUGGAUGAGUUGCCAGAUUCUGCCGAUCCUAAGAUUGAUGUUCUGGCUGCAUCAGAAGCAUCUAUGUCAUUGGAUGACACCUCUAACAAACUUCAGUCAGAGCAGCUGGAGCUCACUAACAAAGAUUUACAUUCAAUGGCCUGGGAGUUCCAACCAUUUGGGUCAUAUGAACACACUGGGUAUGGCUUGGGCAGAAACUUCCAACAAACUCAGAAGAGCUGA